AUGACUUCAGUAAAUUUUGCUAAAGGUAAAAUCUACGGUGUAUUACGAGCAUGUGUGAUUGCUGAUAAUGGUGAAAAUCAUUCACAUAAAACCGGUGAAAGUCAUUAUAAUUUAUUAUCUGUUGAUAAUGGACAAAGUCAAACACCAGAACAAUAUCAAAUUAAUAUAGAUAUUCAAUCACUUCCAUCGGCUAAUGUUAAAUGUAUUUCAAUCGAUCCAUUUAUAAGUUCAUCAAUAGCAUUUUCUACUAUUCCUUUUGGUUUUACACCAUUAGAAUCCAAUGAUAGUGAUACAUUAGCAUUAGAUUUUAUACGACGACCUAUAUUUGAUUUAAAUCUUCUUGUUCAAUCUCAAGCAUUAACUGCUGAUGAAAUCGCAGAUAAACUUGAUGUUUAUUUAAAAUAUGAUAAACCAAAUGUAAUUGUAUUUGGAACAAAAUAUGAUGAUCAACAUAUUUUAGAAGAUAAUCAUUAUGGAAUGCAACGUACAAUCAAAGAAAAUAAACCACCACGUGGUAUAGAUGAUAUUCAUAUGAAUCAAAUUGUUGGUAAAGAUGGUCAUGCUUAUCAAGAUGGAGCUUUAUUUAUUCAAAAAGAUAAUCAAGAUAAUACCUAUGCUGCUUUCUUUUUCUGUUUUGAUAAUCAGUGUCAAUCAGAAGAAUUAUCAAAAUAA
Messenger RNA from Rotaria sordida, 672 nucleotides. The record is from the annotation of a GenBank genome assembly. Lineage: Eukaryota; Metazoa; Rotifera; Eurotatoria; Philodinida; Philodinidae.